AUGGACAUUAACAACGCGUUGGAAGUUACAGGCCGUAGGUCGGACGAACGUUUUAUCGGACUUCGAUCUGUCAUCGACGUGCUAGAUUUAGCCGUCGAUCGGAGGCUUCCGGCGCACAGACUUGAAAUACGGUUCGAGUCGUCUCCGGAGUUGGAUUUGGAUUCGCCCGUGCACUGCUGCAAGAUGGCCGUUUCGACGAUUCCAGCAACCACCGGGGAACCAAAUAGUCUUGGCCCGUGCACUAUCGACGCGUUGGACCUUGCCGUUGACGGACGAAGGAUAUCCGUGGUCGCCGGACUGCCGAGUUUUCGCCGGGAAACCUUCCGGUCGUGCCCGGAUAUGACAGUGGAAUCGCCUCUGUACGGCCAACCGAAGACGAUCGAACUCCUAGUCGGAAGUCCCGAAGUCUCACCCGAUGAACUCCCGCAGACACCUGAGCAGCCACGGCGGAAAUGCGCGUGGAAGAGUUCCAGGACCGGACUUCGAUCUGUUAUCGACGUGCUGGAUUUAGCCGUCGAUCGGAGGCUCCCAGCGCCACUACCCGCAUCACGUCAUGGAGGACUUGAAAUACGUUUCAGGUCGUCCCCGGAGUUGGAUUUUGAUUCGCCCGUGCACUGCUGCAAGAUGGCUAUUUCGACGAUUCCAGCAUCCACCGGGGAACCAAAUAGUCUUGGCCCGUGCACUAUCGACUCGUUGGACCUUGCCGUUGACGGACGAAGGUUAUCUGUGGCCGCCGGACUGCCGAGUUUGCGCCGGGGACCCUUCCGGUCGUGCCCGGAGAUGGCAGUGGAAUCGCCUCUGUACGGCCAACCGAAGACGAUCGAACUCCUCGUCGGAAGUCCCGAAGUCUCGCCCGAUGAACUCCCGCAGACACCUGCGCAGCCGCGGCGGCGAAGAUCCGCCUGGAAAAGGUCCAAGCGAUUCGUCGGCAGGUGUCUGGUGAACGCGGCUCGCAGAAUAUGUUUCUGUGCGAGCUUUGUCGACAUCGAAUGA
Messenger RNA from Macrosiphum euphorbiae (potato aphid), 993 nucleotides. The record is from the annotation of a GenBank genome assembly. Lineage: Eukaryota; Metazoa; Arthropoda; Insecta; Hemiptera; Aphididae.